CCCCUCCUAGUUCUCACGACCAUUCAGCGCAAUUCCUGGUUCUCCAUGCAACGAUCAUAGUUGAUCAUCAACGCGGAUGCACUCUCCAUCGAUAUGUACAGUCCACCAUUAGGAGGCCUCCCGUGUAUCGAGUCGGCUUUCUAGCUCUACCGUCGGUUCAGGAGACUCAACCAUCCUGGAUUGAUUGGAGCCGCCGUAUACACGAGGUAGCAACCAAGCUGGGCCUAUAACUUGCGAUCCUGGUACUAUUCGACGAACAAUUAGGACUCAUACUUAUUCCCGCCAGCGAGCUCGACGAGUUGGAGGCACGCUGAGACCAUGGCUCCCAAUUUCGGAGUGAUCAUCCGCGCCGCCUUAGCCGGGUCCGUGGCAGCCGCUGCUAAGAUCGGAGGCGCGCUGAAAGCCGCAGGCGGAGUCAAGGUCGGGUCCGCCGCCGCCGCUGCCGCCGCGCUGACCGCUGCUGCUACGACUAAGACUGGGAGUGACGGGACAGAGGGUCCCUCGAGAUCUCCAGUUCCCCCAGCCGCACCCAAGGCAUGAAGAAAUGGAGUGGUGGUGAUCGGUAGGACGUUGGGUGAAUGCACGCCUCUAAAGGGUGAUUUCUCACAUUAUGGCGUAGUAGUGGUAGUAGGUAGUAUUCAAAAUGAAAUAUCAUGCUUACUUUUAGGA
This is a messenger RNA of Closterium sp. NIES-67, 669 nucleotides long. The record is from the annotation of a GenBank genome assembly. NCBI's taxonomy places the organism in Eukaryota, Viridiplantae, Streptophyta, Zygnematophyceae, Desmidiales, Closteriaceae.